This is a messenger RNA of Condylura cristata (star-nosed mole), 5300 nucleotides long. It is a transcript of the gene CACNA1I, whose product is annotated as calcium channel, voltage-dependent, T type, alpha 1I subunit. The transcript is spliced from 38 exons. The record is from RefSeq and is a predicted model, not a curated record. NCBI's taxonomy places the organism in Eukaryota, Metazoa, Chordata, Mammalia, Eulipotyphla, Talpidae. Gene Ontology annotation, molecular function: voltage-gated sodium channel activity; low voltage-gated calcium channel activity. Gene Ontology annotation, cellular component: plasma membrane; voltage-gated calcium channel complex; voltage-gated sodium channel complex. Bases 87 to 5300 code for a protein of 1737 amino acids. Gene Ontology annotation, biological process: membrane depolarization during action potential; calcium ion transmembrane transport; calcium ion import.
GGGGACGCGUCACCCCGCGUCUCCAACCCGGACGACCCCCGCUGCCCGGCCAAGUCCAUGCCAAGGGCUCCCCACUCGGCGCCGACAUGGCUGAGAACCCCGUGUCUCCCCCGUCUGCCGCAGCCCCGGACCCUGAGCCGGGGGUCACAGAGCAGCCGGGGCCCCGGAGCCCCCCUCCCUCCCCUCCAGGCCCGGAGGAGCCGCUGGAUGGAGCUGACCCUGGCGUCCCUCACCCGGACCUGGCCCCUGUUGCCUUCUUUUGCCUGCGACAGACCACCAGCCCCCGCAACUGGUGCAUCAAGAUGGUGUGUAACCCAUGGUUUGAAUGUGUCAGCAUGCUGGUGAUCCUGCUGAACUGCGUGACGCUUGGCAUGUAUCAGCCCUGCGACGACAUGGACUGCCUGUCCGACCGCUGCAAAAUCCUGCAGGUCUUCGAUGACUUCAUCUUCGUCUUCUUUGCCAUGGAGAUGGUGCUCAAGAUGGUGGCCCUGGGCAUUUUUGGCAAGAAGUGCUACCUUGGGGACACGUGGAACCGCCUGGACUUCUUCAUCGUCAUGGCUGGGAUGGUCGAGUACUCCCUGGACCUGCAGAACAUCAACCUGUCUGCCAUCCGCACCGUGCGUGUCCUGCGGCCCCUCAAAGCCAUCAACCGCGUGCCCAGUAUGCGGAUCCUGGUGAACCUGCUCCUGGACACGCUGCCCAUGCUGGGCAAUGUCCUCCUGCUCUGCUUCUUCGUCUUCUUCAUCUUCGGGAUCAUCGGCGUGCAGCUCUGGGCCGGCCUGCUGCGUAACCGCUGCUUCCUGGACGACAACUUCACCAUACAAGGGGAUGUGGCCCUGCCCCCCUACUACCAGCCGGAGGAGGACGACGAGAUGCCCUUCAUCUGCUCCCUGUCGGGCGACAACGGCAUCAUGGGCUGCCACGAGAUCCCCCCGCUCAAGGAGCAGGGCCGCGAGUGCUGCCUGUCCCAGGACGACGUGUACGACUUCGGGGCGGGGCGCCAGGACCUCAACGCCAGCGGGCUCUGUGUCAACUGGAACCGCUACUACAACGUCUGCCGCACGGGCAGCGCCAACCCCCACAAGGGCGCCAUCAACUUUGACAACAUCGGCUACGCCUGGAUCGUCAUCUUCCAGGUGAUCACCCUGGAAGGCUGGGUGGAGAUCAUGUACUACGUGAUGGACGCCCACUCCUUCUACAACUUCAUCUAUUUCAUCCUGCUCAUCAUCGUGGGCUCCUUCUUCAUGAUCAACCUGUGCCUCGUGGUCAUCGCGACCCAGUUCUCGGAGACCAAGCAGCGGGAGCACCGGCUGAUGCUGGAGCAGCGGCAGCGCUUCCUGUCCUCCAGCACAGUGGCCAGCUACGCCGAGCCGGGCGACUGCUACGAGGAGAUCUUCCAGUACGUCUGUCACAUCCUGCGGAAGGCCCGGCGCCGCGCCCUGGGCCUGUACCAGGCCGUGCAGACCCGCCGCCAGGCCCUGGGCCCCGGGGCGCCCGCCCCCGCCAAGCCCGGGCCCCGCGCCAAGGAGACCAAGCCGUGCCCGAGACACAGCCCCCUGGGCCCGACGCCCCACACGCUGGUGCAGCCCAUCUCUGCCAUGCUGGCCUCCGACGCCGCCAGCUGCCCCCGCUGGCGGUCCUCGGGCCCGGGCAGCGCCGACUCUGGCCAGGAGGGCUCGGGCUCCAGCGGCUCCGGCGGCCGUGAGGAUGAGGCCGAGGGGGACGGCGCCCAGAGCAGCGAGGACGGGGCGUCCUCGGGGCUGGGGAAGGAGGACGAGGAGGAGCGGGCGGAGGGCGCGGCCCGGCUGUGUGGAGACGUGUGGCGUGAGACCAGAGCCAAGCUGCGCGGCAUCGUGGACAGCAAGUACUUCAACCGCGGCAUCAUGAUCGCCAUCCUGGUCAACACCGUCAGCAUGGGCAUCGAGCACCACGAGCAGCCCGAGGAGCUGACCAAUAUCCUGGAGAUCUGCAACGUGGUCUUCACCAGCAUGUUUGCCCUGGAGAUGCUCCUGAAGCUGGCGGCCUUCGGGCUCGUUGACUACCUGCGCAACCCCUACAACAUCUUCGACAGCAUCAUCGUCAUCAUCAGCAUCUGGGAGAUCGUGGGGCAGGCGGACGGCGGCCUGUCAGUGCUGCGGACCUUCCGGCUGCUGCGGGUGCUGAAGCUGGUGCGCUUCAUGCCCGCGCUGCGGCGCCAGCUGGUGGUGCUCAUGAAGACCAUGGACAACGUGGCCACCUUCUGCAUGCUGCUCAUGCUCUUCAUCUUCAUCUUCAGCAUCCUCGGGAUGCACAUCUUCGGCUGCAAAUUCAGCCUCCGCACGGACACGGGAGACACGGUCCCCGACAGGAAGAACUUUGACUCCCUGCUGUGGGCCAUCGUCACCGUCUUCCAGAUCCUCACCCAGGAGGACUGGAAUGUUGUCCUCUACAACGGCAUGGCCUCCACUUCCCCGUGGGCCUCCCUCUACUUUGUGGCCCUCAUGACCUUUGGCAACUAUGUGCUCUUCAACCUGCUGGUGGCCAUCCUGGUGGAGGGCUUCCAGGCGGAGGGCGACGCCAACCGCUCCUACUCGGACGAGGACCAGAGCUCGUCCAACAUGGAAGAGUUUGACAAACUUCAGGAGGGCCUAGACGGCGGCGGCGGAGAUCCCAAGCUCUGUCCAAUGCCUAUGACCCCCAAUGGGCACCUGGACCCCAACCUCCCACUUGGUGGACACCUGGGCCCCGCUGGGGCUGCAGCACCGGCCCCCCACCUCUCACUGCAGCCAGACCCCCUGCUGGUGGCCCUGGGCUCUCGCAAGAGCAGCGUCAUGUCCCUGGGGAGGGUGAACUACGACCAGCGCUCCCUGUCCAGCUCCCGGAGCUCCUACUACGGGCCGUGGGGCCGCAGCGGGGCCUGGGCCAGCCGCCGCUCCAGCUGGAACAGCCUCAAGCACAAGCCGCCCUCCGCUGAGCACGAGUCCCUGCUGUCUGCCGAGCGCGGCGGGACUCUGUGCUUCCGCGUGCGCAAGAUGAUUGACGUCUACAAGCCGGACUGGUGUGAGGUCCGCGAGGACUGGUCUGUCUACCUCUUCUCCCCAGAGAACAGGUUCCGCGUCCUAUGUCAGACCAUCAUUGCCCACAAGCUCUUCGACUACGUUGUCCUGGCCUUCAUCUUCCUCAACUGCAUCACCAUCGCCCUGGAGCGGCCCCAGAUCGAGGCUGGCAGCACAGAACGCAUCUUCCUCACUGUGUCCAACUACAUCUUCACAGCCAUCUUCGUGGGCGAGAUGACGCUGAAGGUGGUCUCGCUGGGCCUGUACUUCGGCCAGCAGGCGUAUCUGCGCAGCAGCUGGAACGUGCUGGACGGCUUCCUCGUCUUCGUGUCCAUCAUCGACAUUGUGGUGUCCGUGGCCUCGGCAGGGGGUGCCAAGAUCCUGGGCGUCCUCCGGGUCCUGCGGCUCCUGCGCACCCUACGGCCCUUGCGAGUCAUCAGCCGGGCUCCUGGGCUGAAGCUGGUGGUAGAGACCCUCAUCUCCUCCCUCAAGCCCAUCGGCAACAUUGUUCUCAUCUGCUGUGCCUUCUUCAUCAUCUUCGGCAUCCUGGGGGUGCAGCUCUUCAAGGGCAAGUUCUACCACUGUUUGGGUGUGGACACCCGCAACAUCACCAACCGGUCUGACUGCGUGGCUGCCAACUACCGCUGGGUCCAUCACAAGUACAACUUCGACAACCUGGGCCAGGCUCUGAUGUCCCCUGCAGCUGUUAAUUCUUCGGCGAACAUCAUGUACAACGGGCUGGAUGCUGUUGCCGUGGACCAGCAGUCCAUGUGCACCAGCCACUACCUGGACAUCUUCAUCACCUUCAUCAUCUGCCUCAAUGUGGUCACCAUGUCCCUGGAGCACUACAAUCAGCCCACGUCCCUGGAGACAGCCCUCAAAUACUGCAACUAUAUGUUCACCACUGUCUUUGUGCUGGAAGCUGUAUUGAAAUUGGUUGCAUUUGGUCUGAGGCGCUUCUUCAAGGACCGGUGGAACCAGCUGGACCUGGCCAUUGUGCUGCUGUCGGUCAUGGGCAUCACGCUGGAGGAGAUCGAGAUCAAUGCGGCGCUGCCUAUCAACCCCACCAUCAUCCGCAUCAUGCGGGUUCUGCGCAUCGCCCGGGUGCUGAAGCUGUUGAAGAUGGCCACGGGCAUGCGGGCCCUGCUGGACACUGUGGUGCAAGCGCUGCCCCAGGUGGGCAACCUGGGCCUCCUCUUCAUGUUGCUCUUCUUUAUCUACGCUGCCCUGGGCGUGGAGCUCUUUGGGAAGCUGGUCUGCAACGACGAGAAUCCGUGCGAGGGCAUGAGUCGGCACGCCACCUUCGAGAACUUCGGCAUGGCCUUCCUCACGCUCUUCCAGGUCUCGACCGGCGACAACUGGAACGGGAUCAUGAAGGAGAACCUGUGGCUGGACAGCGUCUCUUUAAUCAUCAAGGACUCCUUGGAGGGGGAGCUGACCAUCAUCGACAACCUGUCUGGCUCCAUCUUCCACCACUACUCCUCGCCGGCCGGCUGUGAGAAGUGUCAACACGACAAGCAAGAAGUCCAGCUGGCCGAGACGGAGGCCUUCUCCCUGAACUCAGACAGGUCCUCUUCCAUCCUGCUGGGUGACGACCUGAGUCUCGAGGAUCCUCCCGCCGGCCCUCUGGGCCCCAGAGACAGCAAGGCGAACCUCACAGGGGACCAGGAGGCUGAAGCGCGCAGGGAGGAGCCCCACCAGGGAGAGCCAGACCCGCCUGGACCCCCGCAUUUGGGGGAUGUGGAUGAAUGCUUCUUCCCCUCGUCCAACUUGGCCACCUCCUCGGGGCCAGAGAACCUGCUGUGUGCGAUGGAGACGAUCCCCUGCAACCCGGUGCGGUCCUGGCUGAAGCGGGAGAGCAGCCCAGCUGCACCCCAGAGCCCCUUCUCCCCAGACGCCUCCAGCCCACUCCUGCCUGUGCCUGCGGAGUUCUUCCACCCCGCCGCUUCUGCCGGCCAGCCGGGACAGGAGAAGGGCGCUAGCCCUGGGCCCCUCCCCAAGAUCGCCCUGCAGGGCUCCUGGGCACCCCUGCGGUCACCAAGCGCCAACUGCACCCUCCUGCGGCAGGCCAGAGGCAGCGACUCAUCGCUGGAGGCCAGCCCCAGCAGCUCGGCCGGCAGCCUGCAGACCACGCUGGAGGACAGCCUGACCAAGGACCUGCCUGGCCAGGCCGAGCGGGCCGAGGGCCUGGGCCCCUCGGGCCUGGAGGCACUGUCCCCCCGAGAGCUGCAGCCCGGAGAUCCGGCCAGCAAGAGGAAGAGAUGA